GAAAAAAAGUAAAAAAAUAAAACAAGAUAAAAAGAAACUCCUUUGUCUCAAACUGCUCAUUCUCUCCAACUCGCCGGCCACCCUGCACGGGUACUACAGAUCCUACUUAAAUACCUAGGCCAUCAAUCCACCUCCCAUCACGGAAAUGAAAUAAAAGCCCGCUCUGAACCUAUGCAACACAUCCACAGCGAUAGGCAGGCCAGACAGCCUUGAACAGCAUCAAUGGCAAACCCUAACUUCAAGCUCCAGGAAAAGCGGCAGCAUCAAAAUGCCUUGCUAGAAAAUCAGCCUCCGGUCAAAUCAAGACCGGCAAGGAAAAGAGGCCUCACCACUGGUCUCCUGGGCCUUGUUCUAGGAACCGCCACCAUCUGGCUGUUCUUCGACGCCCAGCUACGCACUUUGAUUGCCCAAUGGUGUCAACCCAGGAUCGGCUUUCCCAAUCCGGCUGCUGCUCUUGCCGGCUGUCCAGGAUAUGUGGCCUCCAAUGUGGAGGAGACGUCUUCGUCUCUCACCGCGGACCUGAAGCUCGCUGGAGAGGCAUGCAACGUCUACGGCAGGGAUUUGGCCGAGCUUAAGUUGCUUGUUGAGUAUCAGACAGACAAGAGACUGCAUGUCAAAAUAUACGACGCGAAGCAGCAAGCCUACCAGAUUCCAGAGUCAAUCAUCCCUAGUCCUCAGCAUCAAAAGACCCCAUCAUCCCAAUCUGAAGUCACCUUCCACCUCACAGACUCCCCAUUUUCCUUCGCGGUUACCCGCACCGGUAAUGGCGAGGUUCUUUUCAACACCUCCCGCGAGCAACUCAUCUUUGAGGACCAGUACAUUCGCCUCCGUACCGGACUUCCUUCUGAUCCGAAUCUGUACGGCCUCGGGGAGCAUACCGACAGCUUCCGCCUGCCGACCCAGGACUACCACCGCACGCUAUGGAACGCCGACAUGGCCUUCAACCCGCCCAUGGCAAACAUGUACAGCAGUCACCCGACUUACUUUGACCACCGGCCCGGCUCCGGCACGCACGCUGUCUACCUGCGCAAUUCGGGCGGCAUGGACGUCAAAAUACACCGCACCGAAGCCGACGGCCAGUACCUCGAGUACAAUCUCUUGGGUGGCGUCCUGGACUUGUACCUCCUGGCCGGCCCAGGCCCAGCUGAGGCGAGCAGGCAGUAUGCCGAGACCAUCGGGCUUGCCGAUAUGCCACCUUACUGGGCGCUCGGUAUCCACCAGUGCAAAUACGGCUAUUGGGACGUCUACAUGCUGGCGGAGGUGGUUGCCAACUCAUCAGCCGCUCAGAUCCCGCUUGACGUUCUGUGGUCCGAUAUCGAUUCCAUGGACGGCCGCAAGGACUUUACCCUUGAUGAGGCCCGAUUCCCCAUGGACAGAAUGCGCCAGCUUAUCGACACCCUGCACGGCCGCGGCCAAAAGUUUAUCACAAUGCUGGACUCGGCCGUGUCGCGCGAGGCCAAUUACGCCCCGUACACGCGUGGCACAGCUCAAGACGUCUUCCUCAAGGCCGACGACGGAAGCCAUUACCUGGGAAUACAGUGGCCCGGAGUCGUGGUCUGGCCGGACUGGACUGCGCCGAACACGCAAGCCUGGUGGACCGACGAGAUCUUGCGCUGGUUUGACCCAGAGACGGGCAUGGACAUCGAUGGGCUAUGGAACGAUAUGAACGAAGCGGCAAACUUCUGCGGGAACGUCGGCUGCGACCCGGAGAAGGACAAGGGCGACAAUCCGCCAGACCCACAAUUUCCUCCGCGACCCAACACCGGACGGCCUAUCCCUGGCUUCCCGGCCGAGUUUCAGCCGGAUUACAAUGGCAGUAGCCGUAGCAUCAAGAUCGAAUCCAUAACUCGUGUUGACAGCAUGCAUGCGGACAACUCGAUCCCCGAACUCCGCCGCCGUGACAAUGUGGUAGCGGAAAUGAAGGGCCUCCCGGACCGCGAUCUGUUCUAUCCCAAGUACAAGAUCCAAAACCGGCGCGGCGAUAUAUCAGACGGCACACUAUACACAAACAUCAGCAACUAUGACGGCUCAUCUCAGUACGAUACCCACAACUUUUACGGCGGCACCAUGGCACUUACAACCCGCAAAGCCCUGGCUACUCGCAACCCGACGCGCCGCCCCUUUGUUCUCACGCGAUCCGCCUUCGCAGGGGCCGGUCACCAGGUUGCCCACUGGUUCGGUGACAAUGUGUCCACGUGGCGAGACCUCCGCAUCUCGAUUCUGCACAUGCUGGCUGCGGCCGCGUUACAAAACAUGCCAGUCGUUGGAUCGGACGUCUGUGGCUUCAACGGCGAGGCCGAGGAGCGCAUGUGCCAGCGAUGGACCCUCGCUGCCGCAUUCCAGCCCUUCUUCAGGAACCAUGCCGACCUUGGCUCUCCUCAUCAGGAGUUCUACCUCUGGGAGAGUGUGGCCGCCACCGCUAGGAAGGCGAUCCGCGCCCGUUACCGGCUUCUUGACCUGCUCUACACGGGCGUGAGGUCUCAGACAGCCUCGGGGGAGCCAGUUGUCAGGCCUAUAUUUUAUGUCUACCCCGAUGACAGUGAUGCGGUUGCUGUCGAAACGCAGUGGUUCCUCGGCCCGGGGGCUGAGGUCCUAAUAUCGCCCGUUGUGGAAGAAGGAGCAACAAGGUUGGACUUUUACCUUCCCGACGACAUCUUUUACGACUUUUGGACGCUCAAGAAGGAACGUGGACGGGGUCGGGUGGUCGCAAAGGAAAAUGUCGGCUGGGAUGAGAUUCCCGUGCACAUCCGUGGCGGCAGAAUUCUGCCUCUCCGGGAGCAUGGCACGGCCAAUACGACGGCCGAGCUGCGCAAGGAGAAUUUUGUCAUCGUUGUUGCUCCAGGGCUGGACGGCACCGCCGCCGGGAGUCUGUAUCUGGAUGACGGGGACAGUGUCGAUCCCAGGGAUGAAGUCACCGAGGUUGCCUUCUCCUGGGAUGGGACGCGGUUUGCUGCGUCGGGUAAAUGGGGCUUUGAUACCGAGCUUGUUGUGGAGGAGGUCCUGGUGCUUGGGCAAAAGAAGGGCUCUGGCUUGCCGGGAAUGAUAUAUGACGAUGAGGUCGGUGUGGUGCGUGUAAAGGGGCCCUGGAGUCUCAAAGGAGACUUUGGCUUUAGUUUUUGACACCAAGCUUUGAGCGGUAAAUGGACUUUUGGUUAGAAAUAAACUGUACUCGUUCGUCUCUGGCAGCAACCUUUGGGCUGUCAUGAAUGCAAUCCUACAGUUGGAGAGGAUGAACAGGUGAAGAAAGUACAGUAUAUUUUGCAAGCUAGGCCCCUCUCAAUCAUGACAGAGCCGCCUUUUUCGCCCCAACGCCGUAA
Molecule: messenger RNA, 3317 nt
Organism: Pyricularia oryzae 70-15
Lineage: Eukaryota; Fungi; Ascomycota; Sordariomycetes; Magnaporthales; Pyriculariaceae
Product: alpha-glucosidase
Exons: 2
Coding region: 223-3120 (965 amino acids)
Biological process (GO): carbohydrate metabolic process
Molecular function (GO): carbohydrate binding; hydrolase activity, hydrolyzing O-glycosyl compounds
Source: RefSeq, a predicted model, not a curated record